AUGUCAAACGAUUCACCAAAUUCAAACAAAUCAAAGGCAACUAAACAACCCGAUCUUCGACAAUUCUUGUUUAAAAGAACGAAACUCAAUGAAAAUGAGUCCAAUGAAAAUGAGUCCAAUAACUCACCUUCAUUUAGCUCCCCUCAAAGUCAAGAAAAUAGUAUGGAAAUGGGUGGUUCAAGUAAUAGUAAUGUACCAUUAGAGGAAGAUUUGGUGUAUGAUGUUGAACUUCUUCCUCAUGAUCCGGGAAAAAGAAUAAACAUUAUGGAUUACCCCGCAAAUGAACGAAAUGCUGUUAGGAGGGGUUAUAUUCUUAAAAAACCUUGCCAACCAAAAACUCAUGACUUCCCUACAAGACAAGUGUCUGGUUUGCGUCGCUUUAGUGUUCAUUGGUUCAACAAAUGGGAUUGGCUUGAAUAUAGUAUUGAAAAAGAUGCUGCAUUUUGUUUUGUAUGUUACUUGUUCAAGAAUGAAGUUGGUAUUAAACCGGGGGGUGAUGCAUUUGUUGAUGGAGGGUUUAGGGCAUGGAAUAAACCGGAAAGAUUUGAGAAGCAUGUUGGUGGAAUUAAAAGUGCUCAUAAUCUUGCUUAUGAGAAAUAUGUGAAUUUAAGAGAUGAAAAAAAGAAAUCAAUCUUGAAUGUGAUUGACAAUGCAAGUGAUGUGAUUAAAAGUGAAUAUUUUAUCCGCUUGAAAGCAUCUUUAUCUUGUUUAAGAUUUCUUUUGGGGCAAGGUUUGGCAUUUCGUGGACAUGAUGAAAGUGGGGAGUCAUAUAAUAGGGGUAAUUUCCUUGAGCUUUUGAAGUGGUUAGGAGAAAAGGUUGAGGAAGUAAGGAUACAUACUCUUGAAAAUGCACCUAAAAAUUGUCAAAUGACUUCCCCUCCUAUUCAAAAGGACAUUAUUAACUGUUGUGCCAAAGAAACAACUAGGUGCAUAAUAGAAGAAGUUGGUGAUGAUUACUUUGCUAUAUUGGCCGAUGAGUCAAGUGAUGUGUCCCAAAAAGAACAACUAGCUCUUGUUUUGCGUUUUGUUGAUAGAGAUAGUGGAAAGGUAAUGGAGCGAUUUUUAGGCAUUGUUCAUGUUGCUAAUACUACCGCUUUAACUCUUAAAGAUGCAAUCAUGUCUUUACUUGUUGAACAUUCAUUGAGCCCAUCUAUGAUAAGAGGGCAAGGGUAUGAUGGAGCUAGCAACAUGAAGGGUGAAAUAAAUGGCCUUAAGACUUUGAUUAUGAAUGAUACUCCAAGUGCCUACUAUAUACAUUGUUUUUCUCAUCAACUUCAACUAACAUUAGUUGUCGUUGCUAAAAAGAAUGAUAGUUGUGGUUGGCUUUUCGAGAUACUUGGAAAUUUGUUGAAUGUGGUUGGAGUUUCUUGCAAGAGAAGAGAAAUGAUUCGUCAAGAUCAAGCUCAAGAAGUUGCUCGAGCCUUGGAUGUUGGGGAUAUUGUGCUUGUACAAAUUGGGAAGCAUGGUGCAUCGGAAGAUAAGUUCAAAGCUCAAAUUGUUUUAGGACAAUUAGAGUCAUUUGACUUUAUUUUUGUUGCUCACUUGAUGUUGACUAUUUUUGGAUACACUAAUGAUUUGUGUGUUGCUUUGCAAAGAAAGGAGCAAGAUAUUGUAAAUGCCAUGGAACUUGUCACUUAUACAAAAACGGUGUUGCAAAAAAUGAGGGAGCGAGGAUGGGAUACUCUCUUAAACAAGGUAACUUCAUUUUGCACUAAACAUGGUGUUGUUAUUCCCACUAUGGAUUCUCUUUAUGUUCCUCAUGGAAGAUCAAGACGUUUUGUUGAAGAAGCAACAAAUGAACAUCAUUUUCGGGUUGGAAUUUUCUUAAGACUAAUUGAUUUGCAUCUUCAAGAACUUGAUGAACGAUUUAAUGAGAGGAAUAUGGAGUUACUAUUAUGUAUGGCUUGUUUAAGUCCUAAAGAUAACUUCUCAUCCUUUGAUAAAGAUAAGGUACUUAAACUUGCCUCUUUUUAUCCCGAAGAAUUUUCAAGCUUUGAUUUGAUGGCUCUUGAAUAUCAACUUGAUGUAUUCAUGGAGAAUAUGCUAAAUGAUGAAAGAUUUCAAGGUUUAAAUGACCUUAAUUCUCUUUCUAUGAUGCUUGUUAAAACCAAUAAGCAUAAGACUUUUCCUCUUAUUCAUUUGCUUAUCAAGUUGAUGUUGAUUCUUCCCGUUGCCACGGCAAGUGUUGAAAGAGUGUUUUCUGCAAUGACAUGUGUCAAAAACAAGUUGCGAAAUAGCAUGGGUGAUCAACUUAUGAAUGAUUGUUUGGUCACUUUUAUUGAGAAGGAUGUCUUCUUACAAGUUUCCGACGAAAAGAUUAUUGAUCGAUUUCAAAGUAUGAAGACUCGAAGAAUGAACUUGUAA
Molecule: messenger RNA, 2364 nt
Organism: Chenopodium quinoa (quinoa)
Lineage: Eukaryota; Viridiplantae; Streptophyta; Magnoliopsida; Caryophyllales; Amaranthaceae
Product: zinc finger MYM-type protein 1-like
Exons: 2
Coding region: 1-2364 (787 amino acids)
Molecular function (GO): protein dimerization activity
Source: RefSeq, a predicted model, not a curated record